AUGGAUAAAAUAAAAGGGAGUACAAAUGAUUAUCCCCAAUAUAAAUUGAUCAAACUUAUCGGAAAAGGAACAUUUGGAAAGGUCUAUUAUGCAAUAGACUUAACUACUCAAGAACCAGUUGCCAUUAAAAGGUCGCCAAAAUGGAGAAACAAAGUUUCUAGAGAAGUUGAAUUACUAAAAAAAAUGAAUUACAGUAAAAAUAUCGUAAAUACGAAAUCGAUUUUUUAUACAACAACAGAAAAAGGGUUUCGAAUCCAAAAUAUCGUUUUUAAAUAUAUGACAUAUAGCUUAGGAAAAUUUAUAAGACUAAAAAAACAAGAAAAAAGGGAAAAUAAAUAUGAACGAAUUCCCCCAGAUAGCUUGAAAACAAUAAUAUACCAAAUAUGUUUAGGAAUAAAAAAUUUACACGAGCAUAGCGUUGCUCAUAGAGAUUUAAAACCGGACAAUAUAUUAAUCAAUUUGGAUACCCCUGAUAUUAAUGUCGAAAUAUGUGACUUAGGAUCUGCUAAAAAAGUUGAAAAAAAUAUUAUUUCUAUCCCUUAUAUUUGCUCAAGAUGGUAUAGGGCACCGGAAUUGCUUUGUGGCUCCAUGUAUUAUACGACAGAUGUGGACCUAUGGUCGUUGGGUUGUAUAAUUUUUGAGCUAAUCAAUUUAUGUCCCUUAUUUCCUGGAAAGUUCAAGAAAGACGAAUAUUCAGAAGAAUGCUCCCAAAUAAUAAAUUUGAUUGAAGUCUUAGGAUCACCUAAUAUAAAUUUUUACGAAAAUAUAAAGGAUUAUACUAGCUCCAAAAAUACACAACUAAUAAAAGAGCUAUGCGAAUUAGAUAUCCCAUCUUUAUCAUGGAGUCAGAUUCUAGGAAACAUUUUAGAGAAAGAAGAAAGAGAUUUAAUAGACAUAAUAGAUGGGCUUUUAAAAUGGGAUCCAAAUGAAAGAUUAAAAAUUGAUGAAGUCUUAGAUAAUUCUUACUUUUCUACAUUACAUAUAUAA
Molecule: messenger RNA, 987 nt
Organism: Plasmodium vinckei vinckei
Lineage: Eukaryota; Apicomplexa; Aconoidasida; Haemosporida; Plasmodiidae
Product: protein kinase, putative
Exons: 13
Coding region: 1-987 (328 amino acids)
Biological process (GO): signal transduction; protein phosphorylation
Cellular component (GO): cytoplasm
Molecular function (GO): protein serine/threonine kinase activity; ATP binding
Source: RefSeq, a predicted model, not a curated record